AUGCCUCUCCUCCGCAACGUCCUCCGUGCGACUCAAACCACCGUCCGCCCUCUCCACACGACUUCACGCCUACGAGGGCCCUACAAAAACUCUCAGGAUCGCGAAUCGCUCCGCCCCGUGAGCAACGAGAACACAAAGUCUGGGCGUGACGAGCAAGUGGCUAGCGAGCACGCCGAGACUGCCUUUGACCCCAACACGACACGGCCCGAAGAAGCAGCGGCCCAGACACGGCAAAGAACCAGCAAGAAGGGCCCCGAGGGCGAGGACCCUCUCCACGCGAGCGGUGCGAAUCAGGACAUCAGCAAGCCGUUGGGGGAUGAGAAGACGAUCAAGAAGACGGGUGCUGGGAAAGAGACCUCCAAGGGAGGGGCGAGCCAGGAAGGAAGUGCGCCGAAGAAGGGAGAGCUAAAGAAGGUGUGA
Messenger RNA from Fusarium keratoplasticum, 420 nucleotides. RefSeq lists its product as uncharacterized. NCBI's taxonomy places the organism in Eukaryota, Fungi, Ascomycota, Sordariomycetes, Hypocreales, Nectriaceae. Bases 1 to 420 code for a protein of 139 amino acids. The transcript has a single exon. The record is from RefSeq and is a predicted model, not a curated record.